UUUAACUAGUUUCUUUAAGAGCGACAAAACACUUUCACUUUAAAAGGCAUAAAGUAAAAACAAAAAAAAUAAAAAAUAAACAAAAAAAUUCUUAAUUACUUUAUUAAAUAAAUUUUAGUAUGUUAAUAAAAAGAAUUUAGUUUGUUGUGUCUGAUAGCUGCUUCAAAUUGUUAAUAUUGAUUUUUCUUGAAAUUGACAAAAGGCAACAACAUCCUUGUUUAUGCUCUUGACUCUCUUGCAUACUCAAUUCAACCGGCAGCACUCUCUGUUUAUGUUUACCUGUGAAAAUGUAAACAAUUGUUGCCUACACUUGCUUAUGAAUUCCUGAGAAGUCGCAUUUUGCAAUUAUGAAAUACAAUAAACUACAACAUAAUCAUUCACAUCAUCAUCAUCAUCAUCAUCACCAUCUACAUUAUAACAGUGGUAAUGGCGCUGCUAAUGCAAGUCGUUCAGGUUUAACGUCAUUGACGGCCUCCAAACGCAACAAAAAGCAUAACUGGGGCACUCGUGAGCGUUCAGGAAUGAGUUUUUUAAUUGUUAUCGCUUUCUUUGCUGUGUUCGGCUUAAUCAUAUUAACAGAGAUAUUUAUGAUCGAUGAACGAGCUCAUGGUGGUAUGAUUUUACGUGGCGGUGGUGGUUAUGGUAAUCGUAUGGGCGACUCUAUGCCCGAUUAUGAUAAUGUUAAGGAUGAUUAUGAUCUAAUCGAUGCCAGCUUACUAAAUGAUAAUAAGUUAGGUUAUGUACAACUUCAAGACAAUAAAUUUAAAAUUCAAGAUGCCGAAAGCAAUGAUGCUGGCGGUGGCAUUGGUGGGCGUUUGGCGGGAGUAUUGUUGAAUUCAGCUGCGGUGGGCAAUGCAUAUGCUGGCGCCGGUUUGGGUGGUGGCACUGGCUUAGGUGGUAAUGGUCCUUUAAUACCUUGGGGCAAAAUGUUACCAAGUAAAGUAGAAGAGACACUGCCACGUUAUCCAUUUGGCAUGUUGCCAACCGAUGGCUCUUGGCAAAUAGUUAAUGGUACACGUUUUAAAUUUUUUGUUUUCUCUGCUUAUUACGACCGUCGAGAUGAUGCAAAACUGAUACGUGUGGUGGGGGCGACGAAGACUAGAGGACCAGAACGUGUAUGGUGCAGGUUGUGGUACAUACCAACGCGUAGUAGAAAUAAUUCAACCGCAACAAAUCACAAAACCGAUGACGAGUUGUUGAAACAUAGAAACUUGUAUAAAUCCGUAACAGUGAUGGCAAGGGUGAAGGCCAUCAGAGAAAAUUGGAAUCUUAAAUAUAGUGCAUGCUUUAUCUUGUGUCCAGUGCGUACACCCGAUUAUGAUGUUCCGCAACAUAUCAGUAUAGUAGCGCGUUUAAGAGCCCCACCUGGUAAUUUAUUGCAAUUACGUAAUACCGAUUUUGAUCCAGACUUCAAGAAAUUUAAUAACAAAUCGAAGCGAAAUAAAACGGAAUCAAAAUCAAAUCUGAAUUCGCCCACAACAACUUUAGAUCUAACAAAAUUUGCGCCCGAGGACCAUAUACCUGAAAAAUUGGCUAUUUGUGUAAAGCCGUUUCAUUUUGAUUAUGAUCAGGCUCUAUACCUGAUAGAAUACUUAGAAUUUUACGCUUUAUUGGGCGUGUCGCAUUUUACAUUUUAUAAUCACACUAUUGGACCCCAAGCCGAUUGUGUACUACAGCACUACGUUACAGGCGAUGUACCAGAUAAAUCAACAGCCUCCGAUGUAGAAGCGAACGUCAGUCAAAUUCACAUACCAAAAUUUGAAGAUAGCCCUCUCACAGGAGCAUUGGCAACGCAAUUUACGGCUACUGAAACUACCUCAGUGCCGGUAAGGAAACUGAGCAGCCUCAAUUAUAUGAAGCCGUCUAUACAGAUUUUGCCUUGGAAUUUACGUAUGCGAUCGCAAAAAGAAAUACGCACCGAGGGCUUGUUUGCCGCCUUAAACGAUUGCUUGUAUCGGAGCAUGUACCGUUAUAAAUAUUUAGCUUUAGUAGAUUUGGAUGAAUUUAUUGUACCUCGAUAUAACGAUACGCUGAUUGAAUUGAUCAAUUCUUUAUCCUACCGCUUUCGCAAUCGGAACGCUGGAGCGUAUUCAUUUCAAAAUGCUUUCUUCUAUCUGCAAUUUGCCGAUGAUCCUCUAGUCAGCCAUUUCACAAGUGCGGUACCAAGUGAAUUAGCCAAACUAAGGGCAUCUCUGGUUACACAAAGAAAGACAAGACGGCGCUACAAGCUGCAUCCUCAGAAACAACGUUCAAAAUAUAUUUGCAAGCCCGAGGCUGUCGUAGAGGCGGGUAAUCAUUUUGUUUGGGAAUUUAUACCAGGAAGAGGUUCCCUUAACGUCCCUCCUACCGAAGCCAUAUUGCAGCAUUAUCGGGUUUGCGAAUUUGGUGGCAAUGACUGUAUUAAAGCACCAUCGGUAUUAGAUCGCACUGCCACAAAAUAUGUCAAUCGUUUAGUGGAACGUGUGUUUUCGGCCUAUAAACACUUGAAAGGUAAAUGUAAGCUGCCAGAUUUACCACCGUUGCCAAAAGUUUCCCAACCGCCACCGGAAAUGAAACCAAUUAUACGUAAAUUAUCUGAUAAAUCAAGAACAAUCAAUGUCGAACAUACGCCUAAAAGUUCGCUAGCAAAACAUGAUCAUGUUCCCGAAUUAAAGAAAAACAACGAAAUUCAAAGGAAAACAACAACACCAGCAAUAUCAAAAAAUAAAUUAAAAACAACGAGUGCAUCAAAUUUGGAAGCGAAAAAUGCUACAAUACAUAAAAAGGAAAAAUUAAUUAUCAAUCAAACAACGACUCAAACAACGGAAACAACGGAGACCAGAUAUGGUACAAUAACAGCUACUGGUACUAAAACAACAGUAGCAUCUCUAACAACAACGAAAAAUCUUUCGCCAGGUGCAGAUGCGAUGAAAAAUUAUGCUGCCAAUAAAAAGAAACGUAAAGUUGUAGUAUUUUUCGUCGAUGAUCAGGGUAAUCCAAGAGCAAGAUUGGAAUAUCACUGAGGCACAACUUGCAACGCUCACAUAACAUAUCACGCGGAAAUAAACAAAGUGAUGCGAA
This is a messenger RNA of Glossina fuscipes, 3060 nucleotides long. RefSeq lists its product as uncharacterized. The record is from RefSeq and is a predicted model, not a curated record. Lineage: Eukaryota; Metazoa; Arthropoda; Insecta; Diptera; Glossinidae. Bases 348 to 3002 code for a protein of 884 amino acids. The transcript is spliced from 10 exons.